Aedes albopictus (Asian tiger mosquito) is the source of this 2943-nucleotide messenger RNA. RefSeq names its product serine/threonine-protein kinase greatwall-like. Lineage: Eukaryota; Metazoa; Arthropoda; Insecta; Diptera; Culicidae. The record is from RefSeq and is a predicted model, not a curated record. Gene Ontology annotation, molecular function: protein serine/threonine kinase activity; ATP binding. Bases 436 to 2754 code for a protein of 772 amino acids. Gene Ontology annotation, biological process: intracellular signal transduction; peptidyl-serine phosphorylation. The transcript is spliced from 7 exons.
GACCGUGUGCAUCUGCCAAGGCAAUCUGAGUAGCAUGAUAUUAAAGUGUUUUACCGAUUUUACCGGUUGUAUUGGAGUAGCAGCCACGGCUGCGUUGGGAUUGGAACAGCAGCCAUGGCUGCGUACUCCAGCUGUCAUCCAAGCGUCACCCAGUCGUAACAAUGUUUUCGUCCGUUUAAAUACCCCGCCUCGGGAGGAGGAACCACACUCAAAGAAGAAGCACUAGCACAAAAGCAGUUAAAACCCCAGAUCCUUUUAAAAACCGUUGUUAAAAGUGAGAAUUAUUACCGAAAAGUGAUUGAUUUCCCGUAAAGAUUGUUGAAUUAAUUCCAAAUGUGAUUGUGCCAUUAUUUUACGUUGCGCUCGGAGCAAGUUGUUUGACACUGGGGAGUAGAAGACGAGGGCCAACGAUCGAAUCGCGCACGGACGGACACGAUGGAGGAACCGCACACCACUCCGAAGAAGAAACCCAACAACGGUCUGGAACAUCACGAUGCAAUCUUCAAGACGCUGGAGAAUUUUACCGCUCCGACAAGUCCCAAGCUUCCGACGAUCAAGGACUUCUGUAUAGUGAAACCAAUUAGCCGAGGUGCCUUCGGGAAAGUCUUCCUGGGGUAUAAGAAAAAUGACCAGGACAAACUUUUUGCUAUUAAGGUGAUGCGCAAAUCGGAGAUGAUCAACAAGAACAUGGUAUCGCAAGUGAUAACCGAACGGAACGCCCUGGCCCUGUCCCGGAGUCCGUUCUGCGUUAUCCUGUACUACUCGUUGCAGACCAUUUCGUCCGUCUAUCUGGUGAUGGAGUACAUGGUGGGAGGCGAUUUGAAAUCCCUUUUGGCCAUGUAUGGAUUCUUUGAGGAACCGGCCGCUCGGUUCUACGCGGCGGAAAUCUGCCUAGCGCUGCAGUAUCUUCACAAGCACGGAAUCGUCCAUAGAGACAUUAAACCGGACAACAUGCUCAUUUCGGCCACGGGCCAUGUGAAGUUAACCGACUUUGGGCUGAGUCGGAUCGAGAUGAGCCGAGAUCUGGAGAUAUCGGAUCUGAUCAACUGUUCGCCGAGUUUGAAUGCUCGGACGCCGGGACAGUUGCUGUCGCUGACGUCGCACCUAUCGUUCGGAUCCCACGAAAAGCGGCUUCAAGAGCAGCUGGACAAGGACCGAUUACAGCACUCAUCGGAAACGGAACUGGACAAUUCAUUUACACACUCUAAGCAAAACGACAGCAAAAUGUCCGGCAUAAGUCCAUUCUUUUCUGCCGAACAGAACGCCAGCCUGCUGGAAGAGCUGAAAGAAGUCCAAAAGACGGUGGACUGCCGAAUGACGACGGGCGAUAAUUCCUCGUCAUAUUACACGUGCAACUCGAGUACCGAGGGCAAAAGCAGCAGCGAAAGCUACGUCUCGCUGAGCGGAAACGCCGAAUGCCGGAUGAGGAUGGGUGGUCGAAUCUGUGAUAGCAAGGAGGAGGGAAGCGACUGUGACAAAGAAAACCACAUUAACAUUAGAUCGGUAAUGACGGAGAAGUUUAAGGAUUCGUUCAAUUUUCUACUGCUUCCGGGCCCAUACAAGUGUAAGACACACGUGAGCAAUGAUUCGGGCGUUUCUAGCCGGAAAAGUGAUAUGUCCCACAUUCCAGCCGAACUGUCGGCCAUCGAGCGGCCGACGGAUUGUUCCGGCCAUCACAGUAGUGGCGCCAAGGAGUACUCGUGUUCGGAUUUUUCACGCAGUUAUAGUAUGAGCAACAUAAAUGAGUCAUGCAAUUCGAGACACCACUAUGAUUCGCCGAUAAAAAAUGGAAUCAGGUGCUUCAAGAGACCGGAGUACUUCAGGGGUAUAAAACGUAAACGGCACCUAGUGAGCCGAGUAGACUCUCUCAUGUCGGAUCCGGACGGAAGCACCGCCAGUACCGGUCUCACACAGGAAAUCGACGUAAUGGACAUUGGAAGUAGCACUCCGAAAAAGCGAAAGGCAGCGUCACCCAUCAAAGGAGUUCUGAAAGUUCGAUCGCUGUCCGAUGACGAUAUGCCAGUGGGCGAAAAUCUCGGUAACGUAAUGUUCUCCACUCCGGUAUCCUCGCAGAAGAUCCGUCGGGAAGGUGGUCAACUGGCCAAGUUGAAAAACACACGAUUCGCGCUGCCAUCGUCCGUCGAGCAGCUGCGGAAAACGGAAGCUUUCAUCAAAAUCACCGACGAAUCCGUCAUGUCUCCCAUCUGCACGGCCAAUUCAUCCGUUCCCAAUGUGGGCACCACGCCCAAAACCGUCAAGACCCCUUUCAGAACGCCAAAAUCGGUGCGAAGAGCACCGAUCGAAUCCGAUGAGCGAAUCCUUGGCACCCCGGACUAUCUGGCCCCGGAGUUGCUGCUGCAGCACGGUCAUGGCCCACAAGUGGACUGGUGGGCGCUGGGAGUCUGUCUGUACGAGUUCCUGACCGGUGUGCCGCCUUUCAACGACGAAACGCCCCAGAAAGUGUUCGAAAACAUCCUUAGUCGGAAUAUCGAGUGGCCCCAGGACGAAGAAGCGCUGUCAGAGGAAGCGGUCGAGGCCGUGGAAAAACUACUGGAAAUGGAACCCACCAAGAGGCCGCAAGCCGAGCAGAUGAUGGCAUUGCCUUUCUUCGAACCGGUCGAGUGGGACAACAUGGAAGGGACCGCGCCACCGUUCAUUCCCAAUCCGGAUGACCCUCAGGAUACAGGGUACUUUGAGGCACGAAACGUGAUGCAGCAUCUGGUGUUGUCCAAUUUCGACAUGGAUGCCUAUUGAGGGGCGGCCGGUGGAUAUGGGUUGUGUUCCGAGAAGCAGACACUGGGAUGUUUGUGGUGUGCGAAAGUCCGAAAAGGAUAGGAUCCUGAUUAAAAUUACGCGUAACAAUUGUAAGCUGUUAUAUCUUUUAUCUGUAGGAAUUGAAUUUGUGAUAAAUAAACUCGGUAUUCAAGACAAGUUAGCGAAGAA